Molecule: messenger RNA, 576 nt
Organism: Closterium sp. Yama58-4
Lineage: Eukaryota; Viridiplantae; Streptophyta; Zygnematophyceae; Desmidiales; Closteriaceae
Source: the annotation of a GenBank genome assembly
AUGGGGGGAGAGAAGGUUGGGGGAGAGCAGAUGGGGGGAGAGCAGAUUGGGGGAGAGCAGAUGGGGGGAGAGGAAAUACUGGAUGGGUGGACAGCAGGAGAGCAGGAGUUGGAGGGGCGGGCAAUGGAAGGACAGACAGAGGGAGUGUCAUUGGUGGUGACAGAGGAGGGUGCAUGGCAGGCGGUGUGGGAGCCGCUCUCCCACGGCGUGUACUUCUGCAAUGCUGCAGCCGCCAUCACCCAGUGGCACACGCCAGACCAUGGCGAGGGGAGUGGGCUUGCGUGCUGGGUGGGAUGGACGCCUGAGCAGGCUGUAACUGACCAGGCUGUAGCAGGGCAGGCUGUAGCUCACCAGACAGUAUUUGUAGAGGGCGCUUCCUCACAGGCAGAAGAGGAGCAGGUCUUAUCUGAGCUGGCUGUAACAGAGGAGGCUAUAGCAGCGGGGUAUGAGAAGUACUGGCAGCAGCGGUACGGUCUGUUCUCACGAUUCGAUGAGGGCGUGCAAUUGGAUGCUGAUGCAUGGCCCCUUGUCGCCAUCGCCGCCCACCAUGCUGCCAUGUGCGCUGGAUUAUGGUGA